Molecule: messenger RNA, 3037 nt
Organism: Molossus molossus (Pallas's mastiff bat)
Lineage: Eukaryota; Metazoa; Chordata; Mammalia; Chiroptera; Molossidae
Gene: LRSAM1
Product: leucine rich repeat and sterile alpha motif containing 1
Exons: 26
Coding region: 224-2407 (727 amino acids)
Molecular function (GO): protein binding
Source: RefSeq, a predicted model, not a curated record
GGGCAGGCACCGGAGGCUGAUGAGAGGAGGCACUGUCACCGUGCUCCAGCGUUUGCAGACCAGCCUCCGGAUCCACCGGGCUCCUGCCAGGUGGUCUGCGACCCGGCUUCCAUGACCGAGCCCUACGAGUGAUCGCCUGCCUUCUGGUUCCCCCGCGGGUUCGUCGGGGACCUGCCCACCCACAAAGCCAGUGUCGUGAAGAUUGCCCCGGGGAAAAGGAACAAUGCCACUCUUCUUCCGGAAGCGGAAACCCAGUGAGGAGGCUCGGAAACGCCUGGAAUACCAGAUGUGUCUGGCAAAAGAAGCUGGGGCAGAUGACAUUCUUGACAUCUCUAAAUGUGAGCUCUCAGAGAUUCCAUUUGGGGCUUUCGCAACAUGCAAAGUUCUGCAGAAGAAGGUGUUGAUUGUCCACACGAAUCACCUCACUUCCCUGAUUCCGAAAUCCUGCAGCCUCCUGAGUCUCAUAACCAUCAAGGUUCUGGAUCUUCAUGAUAAUCAGCUGGCAGCCCUCCCUGAGGACAUAGGGCAGCUGGCAGCCCUCCAGGUAUUGAACGUGGAAAGGAAUCAACUGACGUAUCUCCCAUGUUCCAUUGGGAACCUGACUCAGCUCCAGACCCUCAAUGUGAAAGACAACAGGCUGAAGGAGCUUCCAGACACGUUGGGGGAACUUCGAAGCUUGCGUACUCUCGACAUCUGUGAAAAUGAGAUUCAGAGGUUGCCGCAGAUGCUGGCACACGUCCGAACUCUGGAGACUCUGAGCCUGGAUGCCUCCUCCAUGGUCUUCCCACCGCCAGAGGUGUGUGGCGCUGGCACCGAGGCCAUUCAGCAGUUCCUCUGCAAAGAGUCAGGACUGGAAUACUACCCGCCUUCUCAGUAUCUGCUGCCAGUCCUGGAGCGAGAUGGAGCCGAGACCUCCCAGGACAGCCCUGAUGGGCCCACAGCCAGGUUCUCCAGGGAGGAGGUAGAGUGGCAGAACAGGUUCUCAGACUACGAGAAGAGAAAGGAACAGAAGAUGCUGGAAAAACUCGAGUUUGAACGGCGCCUGGAACUCGGGCAGCGAGAGCACGCCCAGCUCCUUCAGCAGAGCCACAGUCAGAAGGACGAGAUCCUUCAGUCGGUCAGGGAGGAGCAGUCCCGGCUGGAGCAGGGCCUCAGUGAGCACCAGCGCUACAUUGACACAGAGCGUCAGCGGCUGCAGGAGCAGCUGAAGCAGACGGAGCAGAACAUCUCCAACCGGAUCCAGAAGCUCCUGCAAGACAAUCAGAGGCAAAAGAAAAGUUCCGAGAUUUUGAAGUCGCUGGAAAAUGAAAGAAUAAGAAUGGAACAGCUGAUGUCCAUAACCCAGGAAGAGACAGAGAACCUGCGGAGACGUGAGAUUGCCUCCGCCAUGCAGCAGAUGCUGGCCGAGAGCUGCAGGAGCCGCUUCGUCCAGAUGGCCUACGAGUCCCAGAGGCACCACUUGGUCCAGCAGGCCUGUUCCAGUAUGGCUGAAAUGGAUGAACGGUUCCAACAGAUUCUGUCAUGGCAGCAGAUGGAUCAGAACAAAGCCAUCAGCCAGAUCCUGCAGGAGAGCGCCAUGCAGAAGGCUGCAUUUGAGGCUCUCCAGGUGAAGAAAGACCUGAUGCAUCGGCAGAUCAGGAAUCAAAUUAAGUUAAUAGAAACUGAGUUAUUGCAGCUGACACAGCUGGAGUUAAAGAGGAAAUCCCUGGACACAGAGGCACUACAGGAGAUGAUCUCAGAGCAGCGCUGGGCCCUCAGCAACCUGCUCCAGCAGCUGCUCAAAGAGAAGGCGCAGCGAGAGGAAGAGCUCCGGACCAUCCUGACGGAGUUAGAAGCCAAAAGCGAAACCAAGCAGGAAAAUUACUGGCUGAUUCAGUACCAACGGCUUUUGAACCAGAAGCCCUUGUCCUUGAAGCUGCAGGAAGAAGGCAUGGAGCAGCAGCUGGCGGCCCUGCUGGUGGAGCUGUCGGCCGAGCACUACCUGCCCAUCUUCGCCCAUCACCGCAUCUCGCUGGACAUGCUGAGCCGGAUGAGCCCCGGGGACCUGGCCAAGGUGGGUGUCUCGGAAGCCGGCCUGCAACACGAGAUCCUGCGGAGAGUCCAGGAGCUGCUGGACGCGGCCAGGAUGCAGCCAGAGCUGCUGAAACCCCCCCAGAGAGAGGUCCUUGGGGCCCUGGAGCCCAGCGCCCCUGAGGAGUGUCCUGAUCCCGUGAGGCCGUCGGCUCCCUCCGGGGAGCUGGAGGUGCAGACCUCGGAGUGUGUCGUGUGCCUGGAGCGGGAGGCCCAGAUGAUCUUCCUCAACUGCGGCCACGUCUGCUGCUGCCCCCAGUGCUGCCAGCCUCUGCGCACGUGCCCGCUGUGCCGCCAGGAGAUCACCCAGCGCCUCCGCAUCUACCGCAGCCGCUGAGCAGGCUGCCCUGGCCCCGCUGCCCACCGCCCCACCUGCAGGCCCAGGGCUCCAGCUCACCCCUGCUCCACCCAGACGUAAGGCCACGUGCUGGGCCCUGCCCACAGCUCAGGAGGGUGUCCCCACCCCUGACCUCCAUGCCCGGGAGAGCCGGCCGGGGCAGAGAGCGAGUGUUCCUGAUGACCUGAGUACUGUGGAAGACGGUCCCUCGGGCACUAGAGAGGGGUGGGGGUGGAGAGGCUGCUGUGCCUGCCACCAUCUGCGCCCAGGACUAAGGGAACUGGCCCGUGUGGCUCUGCCACUUCCCAGCUGACUGUGGCAGGCGCCUCGGUGUCCUUGUAAGGGGAACACUGACAGUGCUUCCCGUUCAGCAGGUGGUGGGAGUGCAGAGGACCCUGGUCCGGGGAGGGGAGGCCACACGUGGAGCCAGUGUGCAGUGUGGCCACAGGCCACCACGGGCUCUCUGGUCGGCUGGAAGGAGCUUAGUGCAGGCCUUGUGCCACAGGCGACAUCAGCCCCUCCUUACCCCCCUCCCUGUUGCCCCCGACGCUCUGGGCCCCUCUGCUCCCCAGAUCUACACCACCUCACCCCGUGCCGCUCAAGGGCAGGCAACGAGCUUUGCAGGCCCAA